Danaus chrysippus (African queen) is the source of this 2031-nucleotide messenger RNA. NCBI's taxonomy places the organism in Eukaryota, Metazoa, Arthropoda, Insecta, Lepidoptera, Nymphalidae. The record is from the annotation of a GenBank genome assembly.
AUGUCUCUGCGCAAUGUACGUAAGCUUUAUGGUGCAACAGCUCUACCUCCUCCUAAUGAAAGUUCUGAUGAAGAGUAUGAACCUCUUUAUGCAAAAAAUUCUGCUCGUAGUGCUUAUGCAGGGUUGUUGUUGAGUUCAAGCUCAGAAGAUCAUGAAUCACCACUGGUUAGUGGAAAUAAUUCUGGAACUGAAGAUAUCAAAAAGAAAAAAAAGAAAAAGAAGAAGAAGCAAGAUAAAAUAAAACGAUCGCCACAGAAUUCUUUUAAUGGUGGCAAGUUGGAUGAGAUUGAUAAGUCCUUAAUGGAAGUCAAUGCACUGCUUGGUGAACCUGAGUUGGAAGCUUCAUCAGAGCCAAAAUUUAAACCGGACUUACUACAUACUCUUUUCUCGGUGAAAUAUAAACAUCUUAAUGUCUCCAACGAGCUAUUGAAAAUGUUUGGGCCGGAGACUCCCGAGGAGACACCACGACGCGUUGUUCAUGGCCGACAACCUAAUUUGAAACGUAUCCAGAAGUAUUCUAUCAUUCCUCAGGAAUUUAAUUUCAAGAAAUUGGGGUUGUCAAUGUCUGUUGAUCGCCGAGAUCAUGGCAUUAGCUACUUUGUCUAUGAUCAUAGCCGGGAAUACCAACGCGUUCACAAAGAAUUCAUGGUGAUGCUUACACAGAGGGCCACCCACCUCAUGACACCAUUUGAGACUUCUUUGAAAAACAUGCAUGUGGAAGGAUUGCUGGAGGCUUCCGAUGUAAUGUUCCGCUUAGAAGAUUACUCUGCUGGUAAUAAAAUAGUGGAACAAGUAAUAGCAUACAUGCAGUUUGUUGCACAUCCAUCAUUCAACGUCACCGAUAUGCGAGUACGUCUCGAGUACAAAUAUUUAGAGAACAGACCGUUCCACAUUGCAUUGCUGAAAUACUUACAUCUUCUUACAAAUAAGGCUUGCCAUCGCACAGCCCUUGAAAUAGCUAAGCUGAUGCUAAACUUGGACCCUUCCGAUCCUUUGGCGGUCAUCUUCAUUAUUGACACAGUUGCUCUCAGGGCUAGGGAACACCAAUGGCUUAUAGAUGCCAUAGAUUACCUGAAUAAGGAAAGGGAGGCCGGAUUCAUGUUUAAUAUUCAGUUCUCAUACGCCCUAGCGUAUUUCCAUAUUCUUACCAAGAACAAGCAAAGCAUUAAAAAAGCCGAUGAGCUACUUCAAAAGGCCAUGGCAGGGUUUCCUUGGGCCUUGAUGCAAAUACUGCACAGUGCCAACUACACUCCAGAUGAACGUCUAAGAGCUCAUCCGCUCUUUAAUAGCUACGCAUUUUCCACGACAUGUAAGAACCUCAAAGACCUUAUACUUCUGUAUGCCACCUUCACUGGAGCUCGUUGGCGUGAACCUCCAGUUAUGGAGUGGCUGAUACGGAACGCCAAUGAAUUGGCUGAUAGAUAUGACGUUGACCCAUCCAUCAAGGAGCAAACCCAGGGCCUGCAACAGGUGCGUCAGGUUCUAUUCCGCGGUUGGCCGGAGCAAGUCUAUCGUCACCUCAGUGUCAUCAAGACGCUCUCCAACCUGCUGGUUGAUGGGGCUGUGCCACGUGUAGCGGCCACACGCUGCUACGACCCGGUCCCGCCUCGCGACGGCGUCAACCGUUACGGCUACACCCUCAUACCACACACACACAUCAACCUCGGUAACGCUAUACUCACAGACUUCUUCACAUCGCUGUUACCGAACUACGACAUACCGCCCGAGGAUGAACAUCUGAACUACCGUUUCCGGCCAUCCAUACUAGAUUACCGUCUACCGCAAGAGAACAGAGCAGUCGAUUCCGAUGAUGGCGACGACGAGGGCGUCGGCCAGACGGAUUCAGACGACGAUUUUGAUUUGGACGACGACAAUGACGACGACCCAGAGAUCGUGAAUGCUGUGCGCGUGUUCGUGGACUCUGCUAACAUCGACUCCGACGACACUGACGAUUCCGACGACGCUGAAGACUCCGACGAUUACGACGACUCCGAUGACAUCGACGACGACGGAAAUGACACACCCGAUUAA